Fulvia fulva is the source of this 987-nucleotide messenger RNA. RefSeq names its product Tyrosinase-like protein orsC. Gene Ontology annotation, molecular function: oxidoreductase activity. The transcript is spliced from 2 exons. NCBI's taxonomy places the organism in Eukaryota, Fungi, Ascomycota, Dothideomycetes, Mycosphaerellales, Mycosphaerellaceae. Bases 1 to 987 code for a protein of 328 amino acids. The record is from RefSeq and is a predicted model, not a curated record.
AUGGUCCGGAAAGAAUGGACGACAUUGGAACCGCAAGAGAAGCGAUCACUGCUCGACGCAGUGCUAUGUCUGCAACGCCUACCCUCUAUAAGUGGUGACCUCGCGCCCGGUGCGAGAAGUCGAUAUGACGACUUUGUUGCAACACAUGUCAACCAGACUACCCGCAUCCAUGGCACUGGCAACUUCCUGUCGUGGCAUCGAUACUUCGCUUGGCAGUACGAACAUGCUCUUCGUAACGAAUGUGGCUACCAAGGUGCUCUGCCAUACAUCAAGGAGCCAAGAUACGCAUUCGAUCUCAUCAACGCACCAUUUUUCGACGGCAGUGACCUAUCGUUUGGCGGCAACGGGGCGCCAGAUGCAUCAAAUAAUGGAACGAACGUCCCAAGCAAUGCUGCACCGAACAUUGUGAUCCCACCUGGUUCAGGCGGUGGCUGCAUCACUUCUGGACCUUUCAAACAUAUGCGAGUCAAUCUUGGCUCGGUUGCGCCAGCGCUGAACGACGUGCCCAAGAAUCCGAGGCCAGAUGGGCUGGGCUACAACCCACGCUGCAUAAGGCGAGAUAUCUCCCAGUAUGCUGCAGAGAGGUGGUCGACGGAUCAGAACAUCACGGAUCUCCUCAAUGAAUCUGACAUUGGUAGCUUCCAGACCACGCUUCAAGGCGACUUUUCGAAAGGCUUUCUUGGUGCACAUACUUCUGGCCAUUUCUUCGUUGGCGGCGAUCCAGGCGGAGAUCUUUUCACAAGUCCAGGCGACCCGUACUUCUUCCUGCACCACGCCUUUAUGGACUUCCUGUGGUAUGUCUGGCAGUACCAGGAUCCGCAAAAUCGGGUUGAGGUGAUAGCGGGCACGCUCACAGUGAAUAAUUCACCGCCGAGCAGAAACGCAACUUUGGACGAUAUAAUAGAGCUUGGUGUCAACGCACCUGGCAUGAAGAUUCGUGAUGCAGUGAGCACUCUAAAGGGACCGUUUUGCUACAUCUACGAAUGA